CAAAUACCAAUAGCAAAUAGCAGCCAUGGGGUAACACACACUAAAAUCACACACACAUAAAACAGACCAUUACUCUUUGUAUAUAAACACCAAAACACACACUCCCAAUCACAAGCUGCCACCUUCUUUAAUCACGUUGAAUGUCUUCCUUCCUCUUUCUAAUUCUUCUAUCUUUUGGUUUCAUCCACGAUCAGAAUUAAACCAGGGUAUAACCAGUUUGAGAUCAAAGCUUCCAUCUUUUUCAAGAUUUUCUUGAUUCUUGAUCAGAUCACGUUGAAGCACUACCAAUUAGCUAUAUGGAGACAUUGUCUCUAUCUUCCAAUACUUUGAGCAUGCAAGAAAACAAGAACACAAAAUGGACUAACGAACAGAACACAUGGUUCGAAAGUGCUCUUGCUAUAUUCGAUACCGAUACACCAGACCGGUGGUCAAAUGUCGCCGCUUUAGUUCCCGGGAAGUCAGAGAUCGAUGUCAAGAACCAAUACGAGAAAUUGAAAGCCGAUAUCAAUGAAAUCGAGGCUGAUAUGGUUCCCGAUCCCGGCUAUUUCACCUCGUCUUUUGAAGAUCACAGCUUCAGUAUCUUCGGAAAGAGGCCUCGAUCUUGUGAUCAGGAGAGACGUAAGGGUGUCCCAUGGACCGAAGAAGAACACAGGCGAUUCUUGGUGGGUCUUCAAGUUCAUGGAAAAGGAGACUGGCGAAGUAUUUCACGUAACUUCGUGAUGACAAAAACACCGACACAAGUCGCAAGUCAUGCGCAGAAAUACUACGCGAGACAACAUUCAGAUGGGAAAGAGAAGAGAAGACCUAGUAUUCAUGAUAUCACGAUCAUCAAUCAUCCUGACAACAGCGAGAGAUCUCCACCGUCGAUUAACAAACCCACUGGACUACCAAAGGACAUGCUACACUGGAAUAACCCGAGUGAUGAAACUGUAACAUCGAUGGCGUAUCCAUUUGAGAUUGCGAAAAUGAACAAGAAUGUCCGAGUUUACAACUCCGGACUCCGUUUGCAACCUACAAGGUACCAGGUUCAAGGUUGAGGAAGCAAAGAUUGUGUUUUUCAUUAAAAAAACAUGUUAAUAUGUAGUUAUAUGUACUUGUACUUUGUUUGUAUUUUUCGAUAGUUUGUUCUCAUGUCUCUAUCUUUAGUGAUUACUACGCGUAUGACAAGGAUGCAAGUUUCUAGAAGUAAUUAGGAACUCAAGAUCUGAGUAACCCAGCAAUGGAAAUGGAAUUGGCUAUAUACUAUUCAUGAAUCAUGAUCGGGUUCACACGUAUGAAAUGUGAAAUUCGUAGAUUGACAUGUGAAACCUAAUUUAAGGUGCCUUUCUUUAUCAAAGUUAUAAAGCAAAGUUGGCCUGUUCUGUUACUAAAGAAUUUAGAUGAGUCAUGUCUUUAUGUGUUUGCUAGAGUGCCAUGUCAGCGGCUGAGUCAACAUCCACUCUUGGGAAAUUUUAACGAAUAUUUAAUUUGUAAGCUUUUGUUUUCUAUUGGUACUCUUUUCACCAUAAUGUAUAGUAUAUAUGCACAGGAAUGUUGGCAUGUUGACUGUUGGCUUUAGAAUAGAGCUAGCUGAGUCUGCAUUCCACAAGCAUAUUGUGUUAUUAUGCUUUGAAAAUAAAUAUCUACUUAUUUAUUUUA
Messenger RNA from Lactuca sativa (garden lettuce), 1638 nucleotides. RefSeq names its product transcription factor DIVARICATA. The record is from RefSeq and is a predicted model, not a curated record. NCBI's taxonomy places the organism in Eukaryota, Viridiplantae, Streptophyta, Magnoliopsida, Asterales, Asteraceae. Gene Ontology annotation, molecular function: DNA binding.